AUGGCGAAGGGACGCAACGGCAAGAGCGGCAAGAAGACCACUGACAAUGCUCUGGAUAAGGACGUACCUGACUUACCUGCGAAGGAAUCCGCUGACAGCGGGAAGCCUCUCUUAAUUCCCGCUUCUGCGUCUGUGAUUGGUCCUUUUGAAGCCCCACCGGAGCUGCCGAUCGCAAGUGAGCAUGACGCUGGUUCACGACAAGAGAAAGCUGACGGGGAGGAGAUUGCUGAGGGAGAACCUCGUGAGGGGAUUGAUGCUGAAAGCGCUGAGAAUGACGGUGAUGAUAACGCGCAGCCGGCUGAAACCCCUGAUGACGAAGACGACGGUUACCUGAGUGAUGACUCUGAUGAGCAUCUGGAGCCAGACUCGCUUUACAGUAUUCUUGCUCUGAAACGCUUUUCACUAACCUUGUUGGUGCCGAUUUCCAGUAAGGUAGAAGUUAAGCGUGCUGCUAUCACUGUUGCUGCGAUGUUGAACGAUUGGCAAGAAUUAUUAUCGCCGGACGUGCUUCAAACCACCACUUACCAGGACCUUACACCGAUGUACCUCUCCCGUGAGCGCUACGGCCGUCUGCAAGUUACAUUCAACCACGUUCGAGAUGCAAACUUCGUUUGGAGCCAGAUCAUUCGUCAUGAAUGCAUCAAUGGCGAUUUCAUUGACCUCACCUGGCAGCACCCUGAGGAUGCGCGCUUCUUGCGCGAGCGUGUGCUAAACCCCACAACAAAGGAAGUGGUGAUUAAAGGCGUACCAGGAAUGAUGACGGCGGAACUGUUUCGUUGCUUGUUGGUGGUGUCGAAGCUGGUCAAGCGUGGUAGGAGUGCGUUUGCCAGCGGUUUUGGCUUCCAUCGGACGGUGGACCCGGUGUCUGGCCUGUUCAUCCCCCAUGCCGAUGAUGAGUACCGCUGGAGGUACUUUGUGGAAGAUCCGACUACGGGAAAGCACCCUGCUGUUAUCCUCACCUCCACCGGUGGAGCACGAGAGGAAUGGGUCUGCGUUCAGUCAGCGUGCGAAAAAGCGCAAGGAAAUCGGUUCAAGCAGGCAUCGGCCCACAUUGCAUCAGCUCGUCACAAGGGGGGCAUGCGGAAGGAGGGAUCAGCAACCCGUGCCAGCAAGUUCUCCCAGAAGCUGCUGGCUUUUAAGAAGGAGUACAUCGUGAAGCCGUUGAAGUAA
Molecule: messenger RNA, 1170 nt
Organism: Closterium sp. NIES-65
Lineage: Eukaryota; Viridiplantae; Streptophyta; Zygnematophyceae; Desmidiales; Closteriaceae
Source: the annotation of a GenBank genome assembly